This is a messenger RNA of Culex pipiens pallens (northern house mosquito), 2316 nucleotides long. RefSeq names its product enhancer of mRNA-decapping protein 3 (gene Edc3). The record is from RefSeq and is a predicted model, not a curated record. Bases 311 to 1960 code for a protein of 549 amino acids. NCBI's taxonomy places the organism in Eukaryota, Metazoa, Arthropoda, Insecta, Diptera, Culicidae. The transcript has 2 exons. Gene Ontology annotation, biological process: deadenylation-independent decapping of nuclear-transcribed mRNA; P-body assembly. Gene Ontology annotation, cellular component: P-body. Gene Ontology annotation, molecular function: mRNA binding.
GUCAUGAAAGAAAAGAAAAAAAGCAAAGCAGCCCGAAGGUCGCGCGAGAGAAGAAAAUGUCUGUCCAAGUCCAAAUUGUGUAAAAAUUGUUUCAAUAGUAGCUGUGUAAAAUGAACAAAGUUAUCCUUUAAAUAAGUGUUGCUCAAAAGACUAUUAGAUAACGCUUCCCCGGAACACAUUUCCGUACGAUUGUGUGACCAGAUUCGGGUGUGUGUUUUGCCAAAAGUGGGGAGAAAAGAAAAAACGCAAUCUCACGCACUUUACCUUGCCAAACAGUGGAGAGAACUCCCGGAACCUAGACGAGAUAGUAAUGGCCGAAAACUGGAUCGGGAAGGCGGUGUCGAUCCACUGCCGGGGUGACAUUGGCGUGUUUCAGGGCGUCAUCAAGCAGGUCAGCCCGGUCGAAAUUGUGAUAACCAAGGCCGUGCGGAACGGGAUUCCGCUGCGGAAGACGAACGUAGAGGUGACGCUGACCUGCAAGGACAUUGAGAAGUUGGACCUGAUUGCGGGUACGAAUCUGCCGAAUUUGUACCCGUCGGCCGGCGGCAGCAAGCAGCAACCGCAGCAGCAGCAGGGGGACGAUUCCGUCACGGCUGGGUUGGACAACUUGAAGAUUGCUGGCGGAGGCAAUCGGCAGCAGAAUGGAAGUGGGCAAGUUGUCCGGAACAAGACACCUACCGGCGAUGGCCGGAAGCCGCAGCAGCAACAGCAGGUGGCGGCCAAAUCACCUGGACCAAAUAAAUACUCGCAGCAGCAGCAGAAUAGCAGCAACAAUGGCCAACGGAACGGGUACGAAAACGGUUCCGCCAAAAGCACGAGCCGUCCCAUCGAGAUUAACGGUGGCAAGGGUGGUCAGUCCUUUGCUCCGUACACGAAGAACGAUAAUCAGCAGCAGCAGCAGCAGCAGAAAAAGAAGAAUCCUCGCAACGGAAGUGGCCCCGGGAAUGUCGGAAACGGUAACGGCUUCCAGCAGCAGCGGUACAACAACAACCACAAGAAUUCCGCGUUCGGAACGCCCGUGGACGAUCCGAUGAUGGACGAAGACUUUGACUUUGAGAAGAACCUGGCCCUGUUUGACAAGCAAGCGAUCUGGGACGAAAUCGACGCCAUCCAGUCUAAGCCGGACCUGCUCCGGCAGACGGUUUCGUCCGGCAAGAAAAAGUACCGCCACGACGAGAACGUGCUCGCGUCCGAACCGACCCAGUACCGGCAGAUCGAGCUGGAGGGUAGCGGCGGCGUUGGCAGCCUCAACCAAGAGUACCUGACGGACGAGGGUCUGGUGAUUCCGUCGAUUCCACGCAGCACGCGCAACCUGGUCCAGCAGCUGGCGGAGAAUCACGGCCUCGGGGCGGACCGCCAGAACGAUCUGCUCGCUCGGGGCGCGGCAGAAAUCGCGCUCCAGCUGCUCGGAGGUUCGCGACGUCUCACGCCGAACAACCAGCACCAGUGGCCAAAGAUCGCGGUGGUUUGUGACGAGCCGUACAACGCGCGGAUCAGUGAGAUUGGCAUUGCGACCGGGCGGAUGUUGGCGUGCCACGGGCUGAAGGUGGUGGUGUACGUGUCCUGUUCGAGCAAGUCGACCCGGGUCAGCCACGAGCUGGAGCUGUACGCGGCCACCGGGAAUCUCUUUACGUUUAAUGUUAAUGCGCUUCCCUCCUCCGACCUGGUCAUCGCGGCCAUCAAGGCGCGCCGCCUAGCGGACCCGCUGCGCAAGUGGAUCCUCGAGAACCGCGCCCCGGUGCUGGCGAUCGAUCCGCCGGCCGGUGGCUUCGAAGCGGUCCCCGCCAAGUGCACCCUGCUGCCCGUCCUGCCGCUGACCGAUCUCGGGCCGGAGUCCGCCACGGGGCGGCUCUACCUGGCCAACCUGGGCAUUCCGGACAAGUUUUUCGCCGACUCGGGCAUCAAGUACAAAUCUCCGUUCGACAAGGCCGUCAUUCCGAUCCACCGGCGAAAGAAUUAGGGGGGAGGGGUGGAGGAAAAGGGGGCGAGUGAAAGUGCAUUUUUUCUGUGUCUCAGUUACGGGGGAGAUUUUUGCGGGGUAACAAACAACUAUUGCAGCAGAGAACGAGGAGAAGUGGAAGUUGGGAGAUUGAUCGUCUGUUUGAGAUGGACGUUUUUUAUGUUUUAUUUUAAACUUUUGGGGGUGAAAUCCUAAGAUAGAGACACAAACACAAAACUGACUGCAACGAACAAAGAGCAAGACGACGACGAAGAAGAAAAUCAAAGACAUUUAGUUUCCUUGAAGAUGUUUACAAGAGAUUGGAAAUGUGUUGCCGGGCUAAUGGUUUGUACGAGGUCAACAAAGCAAAAAACAAA